This is a messenger RNA of Oncorhynchus tshawytscha (Chinook salmon), 2114 nucleotides long. RefSeq names its product potassium voltage-gated channel subfamily A member 3. NCBI's taxonomy places the organism in Eukaryota, Metazoa, Chordata, Actinopteri, Salmoniformes, Salmonidae. The transcript is spliced from 5 exons. Gene Ontology annotation, biological process: potassium ion transmembrane transport; protein homooligomerization. The record is from RefSeq and is a predicted model, not a curated record. Gene Ontology annotation, molecular function: delayed rectifier potassium channel activity; protein binding. Gene Ontology annotation, cellular component: membrane; voltage-gated potassium channel complex. Bases 202 to 1872 code for a protein of 556 amino acids.
AUAAACCACAUCUCUCGUCGUGGGAGUGAACACCAAUUGGAGAGAGACAGACGGAGUGAGAAGAGCAGACAGACAGGGAGAGAGCGAGAGAGAGGAGACGGAGGAGGGGAAGCCGCGGUGGUGGCAGGCUAACAGGGGCUCGCGGAGGGGGAACAGCUGGUGCCCCUGCAUGUGUCUCCGUCUGUCUAUCUCGGCGUGCACAUGGAUGACCACCUCAGUCUCCUUCAAUCCCCACCGUCUUCCAUUACCAAGACCCACCAGGACCACGCCGACCUCCGAGACCGCGACACCCUCGUAAACCACGGCUACACAGAGUCAGACAUCGAUGUGAUGACGGUGGUGGUGUGCGGCGGAGACAACAUGUUGGAGGAGUUGGUGACUCUACCAGGUCACCACUCUCUGGACCGGUACGAACGGAAUCAACCGGACCACGAGUGCUGUGAGCGCGUAGUCGUCAACAUCUCUGGGCUGCGCUUCGAGACUCAACUGAAGACCCUCUCCCAGUUCCCUGAGACUCUGCUGGGGGACCCCAAGAGACCCUUUACCAGACUACGGUACUUUGACCCUCUGAGGAACGAGUAUUUCUUCGACAGGAACCGGCCCAGCUUCGACGCCAUCCUCUACUACUACCAGUCAGGCGGGCGUAUCAGGAGACCUGUCAACGUGCCCAUAGACAUCUUCUCUGAGGAGAUCCGCUUCUACGAGCUGGGAGAAGAGGCCAUGGAGAAGUUCAGAGAGGAUGAGGGUUUUAUUAAAGAAGAGGAGAGACCACUGCCUGAAAAUGAGCUGCAGAGGCAGGUGUGGUUGCUGUUUGAGUACCCUGAGAGCAGUGGUCCGGCUCGGGGGAUAGCCAUCGUAUCCGUGCUCGUCAUCCUCAUCUCCAUCGUCAUCUUCUGCCUGGAGACGUUACCGGAGUUCAGGGAGGAUCACAAGGAGCCCGUCCCUCUGGCUCCCGUUAUUAAUGGCACUGAGCCGUACUUCUCCUCUCCGUUCUCCGACCCGUUCUUCGUGGUGGAGACGCUGUGCAUCAUCUGGUUCUCCUUCGAGCUGCUGGUCCGGUUCUUCGCCUGUCCCUCCAAGGCCACCUUCUCUAGGAACAUCAUGAACAUUAUAGAUAUCGUUGCUAUCAUACCCUACUUCAUUACGCUGGGCACGGAAUUGGCAGAGCAGCAGGGGAACGGGCAGCAAGCCAUGUCCCUCGCCAUCCUCAGGGUCAUCAGGCUGGUCAGGGUGUUCAGGAUCUUCAAGCUGUCCAGACACUCCAAGGGGCUCCAGAUCCUGGGCCAGACCCUGAAGGCCAGCAUGCGGGAGCUGGGUCUGCUCAUCUUCUUCCUCUUCAUCGGAGUCAUCCUCUUCUCCAGUGCCGUCUACUUCGCCGAAGCCGACGACCCAGACUCCAGCUUUAGCUCCAUCCCUGAUGCCUUCUGGUGGGCCGUGGUCACCAUGACUACUGUCGGCUAUGGAGACAUGCACCCGAUAACCAUUGGCGGGAAGAUCGUGGGCUCUCUCUGCGCCAUCGCUGGCGUGCUGACCAUCGCCCUGCCCGUCCCCGUCAUCGUGUCCAACUUCAACUACUUCUACCACCGGGAGACGGAGGGCGAGGAGCAAGCGCAGUACCUCCACGUGGGCAGCUGUCAGCCGCUGGCGGCCGAGACGGAGGAGGAUGGGGAGGUGAGGAAGAGGAGCAGCUCUUCGUCGCUCAGUAAGAGUGAGUACCUGGUGAUAGAGGAACACAGAGGAAUGAACAGCAGCACCUUCAAACAGCAGCAGAACUUUCCCACGGCAACCACCGCUACCACGACGACAACCGUGACACAAAACAACACGGUGAACAGCGUCAGCAACAACAAGAAAAUGUUCACUGACGUGUAGUCUAUGGGCGUCAUAACGGACUCAUGGAUUAAUGCUUUAACAGAUGUGGUUGAAUGAGGAGAGACACAUCACCACCAUGAACCUCUAGCCGGCCAUAUCUAAUGGGGAUAUAUACACUACAUGACCAAAAGUAUGUGGACACCUGCUUGUUCAACAUCUCAUCCCAAAAUCAUGGGGAUUAAAUAUGGAGUUGGUCCCCCGUUUUGCUGCUAUUACACAGCCUCCAUUCUUCUGGGAAGGCA